CUCUCUCUCAUCCGCCGGGCUGAGACACCGGAGCAGCCAGCGAAAGAAACAGCGAGGAGGGGAAGAGGAAACGGAGCGACGGAGAUGGCGAGCAUCAACAUGGGGCCGAGACCGCUGCUGCUGCUACUGCCGGGGCUCGCGUGGCUCUUUCUGGCCGUCCUCGCGCCUAUUGUCCGCGGUCUAAACGGCGACGAGGACCAGAGCCAGGACACCGAGUGCAAGAUGAAGAGCGUCACCGUGUCGGCGCUGCCUUUUUUGAGGGAAAACGACCUGAGCAUCAUGCAUAGUCCGUCGGCCUCCGAGCCCAAGCUGCUGUUCUCCGUUAGGAACGAUUUUCCCGGAGACGUCGUGGUGGUGGACGACCUGGAAAACACCGAGCUCCCUUUCUUCGUCUUAGAGAUCUCUGGGAAUUCAGAGGACAUCCCUCUGGUGCGCUGGAGGCAGCAGUGGCUGGAGAAUGGCACUCUGCUCUUCCACAUCCACCACCAGGACGGCAGCCUGAACCUCCCGGAGCCGACCGAAGACCCGGCCAAUGAUUCUGCCAAGGAGGAGCUUCGCAUCCUGCACAUCUCUGUCAUGGGCGGGAUGAUCGCCCUUCUGCUGUCCAUCCUGUGUCUGGUCCUGAUCCUCUACACCCGCAGGCGCUGGUGUAAACGCCGGCGCAUCCCUCAGCCCCAGAAGAGCGCCAGUGCUGAGGCGGCUAAUGAGAUCCACUACAUCCCCUCAGUGCUGAUGGGAGGCCAGGCCCGGGAGAGCUUGAGGAACUCCCGAGGUCAGGGGCCGAACUCCAGUGGAACCCUCAGCAUCCGGGAGACACCGAUUUUGGAUGGUUACGAGUACGACAUUACCGACCUGCGUCACCAUCUGCAGCGGGAAUGUAUGAAUGGUGGCGAGGAGUUUGCCAGCCAAGUCACCCGUACCCUGGACUCCCUCCAGGGCUGUAAUGACAAGAAUAAUAUGGACCUCACACCUGUGAGUGACAACACCAAGCUGGCCCUAAUGAACAAAUACAAGGACAACAUCAUUGCCACGAGUCCCAUCGACAGCAACCACCAGCAGAACACCCUGCUACCACACAACACAUCCACCAGCCAACGCAAACGUCUCUCCAGCAACACCCGUGCGGGUUCAACUUUCUUGAACCCAGACGGCGACUCUGGAACGGAGGCAGACAGCGAGCCUCAGCUGGCCUUUUACACCGACCCAAACCGCAGUCGCCGGCGGAGUCGAGGUAUGAGAAAUGGUAACGCCAACAGCGCGUGGGGCUCAGGGGCAGGUUCCCCGCGGAGCCCCAUCAAUAAGACCACCCUGACUUUGAUCAGUGUCAUCAGCUGCGUGAUCGGCCUGGUUUACUCCUCUCACAUGUCCUGCAGCCUCUCAGUCCGGGUAAUCCUACAUGUGCCGGAGCACCUCAUCGCUGACGGAUCAAGGUUCAUUUUGCUGCAGGGGAGCCAGUUGGACGCCUCAGACUGGCUGAACCCGGCCCAGAUCUUGCUGUACUACCAGCAGAAUGCCAGCGGGCCCUGGGUCAGCGAGCUGUGUGGACGACGCCUCCUGGACCCUUGCGAGCACCAGUGUGACCUGGAGACAGGAGAAUGCCUCUGCCUCGACGGCUACAUGAAGGACCCAGUCCAUAAGCACCUCUGCAUCCGCAGCGAGUGGGGGCCCAAUCAGGGUCCCUGGCCUUACACCAUCUUCCAGCGCGGGUUUGAUCUUGUGAUGGGAGAGCAGCCCUCUGAUCGCAUAUUCAGAUUCACAUACACUUUAGGAGAAGGAAUGUGGCUGCCGUUAAGUAAAAGCUUUGUCAUCCCCCCUGCUGAGCUCGCCAUCAACCCCUCAGAGUGCAAGACAGACAUGACUGUCAUGGAGGACGCAGUGGACGUACGAGAGGAGUUGAUGAUCAGUUCAUCCUUUGACUCCCUGGAGGUCCUCCUGGACUCUUUCGGGCCCGUCAGAGACUGCACCAAAGACAACGGAGGCUGCAGCCGCAACUUCCGCUGCAUAUCUGACCGAAAGCUGGAUUCCUCCGGAUGUGUGUGCCCUCCGGGGUUGAGUCCUAUGAAGGAUGGGACCGGGUGCUACGACCACCACAUUGGCAUCGACUGCUCCGACGGCUUCAAUGGAGGAUGUGAGCAGCUGUGUCUGCAGCAGCUGGCUCCUCUAGAGGAUGACCCGACACUCUACAACAUCCAGAUGUUCUGCGGGUGCAUCGAGGACUACAAGCGUGGUCCAGAUGGGAGGUCAUGCCUGCCGCUGUCCGAGGCCUGCACCGAGGGGAUCGACUGCGGGGAGGCAGCAGACAUCCCCGCUAACCAGACUGUGUUCGGAGACCUGUUCUACGGAUACAACAACCACACCAAAGAGAGUGCCGCCGGACAGAUUCUCAAGGCCACGUUCAGGCAGAAGAACUUUGCCCGAGGCAUCGAGCAGCAGCUCCCAGAUGGCAUGGUAGUGGCAUCGGUGCCAACUGAGGUGCAGUGCCACGAGGAGCUGUCGGACCCCAUUCCCGACCCAGAAUACCUCACAGGUAUGGUGAACUACAGCGAGGUGUCUGGCUACCCCCUCGUUCAGCACUGGAGUCUUCGUUCUGUGCUGUACCACGUCAAACUCAAUCAGUGGGUCCUCUCUCAAGCUUUCAGCUCUGCCAUUCAUUCUCUGGACGGGGCGACGCAGCGGAGCGAUUUUGUCUCCAUCCUCAGGGAGUUUGGGAACCACUAUGUGCAGGAGGCGGUGUAUGGCUUCCAGGAGUCCUGUACCAUCUGGUACCCCAACAAACAGGUCCAGAGACAGCUGUGGCUGGAGUACCAGGACAUCAGCAAAGGUAACUCGCCUUCGGAGGAGUCGGAGGAGCGCGACAAGGAGCCGAGGACGCUGACCUACCCUGCGUACAUCGCCAGUCUGCUGGACACGGGUGCGAAGCGCAUGGCGGCAGGAGUUCGUAUGGACUGCAACAGUCAAGGCCAGUGCCCGCGCUCCUGUCACCUCUGCCACAUGAGCCCGAGGGUGGUGCAGGGGCGGCAGCAGUCCGAGCCCGUCCUGCUGCAGAUCACCAAGGCCGCGCCCAUCUACGAACUGGUGUCCAACAAUGAGACCUACCAGGCUCUUCAGGAGGCGAUGAUGAGCAUGCUGUGGUGUUCGGGGAAAGGUGAUGUAAUCGAUGACUGGUGUCGGUGUGAUUCCAGCGCUUUUGGCACAGACGGGCUGCCCACCUGCGCCCCACUUCCCCAACCUAUGCUGAAGCUGUCUUACACCUACGAGCCCAGCAGCUCAUUGGUCAUCAUGGAGUGGAACCACACGGAGCCGCCAAUCGGCGUGCGGAUCGUCGAUUACCUCAUUAGCCAGGAGAAGGUGACAGAGAGGACCGACCACUCCAAAGUUGAGACAGAAACCCUUUUGAGCUUUGUGGAUGACAUCCUGUCUGGGGCCAGGUCUCCAUGUGUGAUGCUAGGGGACAUCCCUAACCUCCUGUCCUCCUCCAUCAGUAUGAUCAUUCGCUGCCUGGAGCCUGACACCACAUACAUGUUCCGGCUGUGGGCAGUAGACAACACAGGCCGGCGUUCCAGUCCAAGUGAGGUCACCAUCAAAACUCCCUGUCCAACUGUGGAUGACGUCAAAGCACAAGAAAUAGCUGAUAAGAUCUACAACCUGUUCAAUGGUUACACCAGUGGGAAGGAGCAGCAGACGGCCUACAACACUCUGAUGGAUCUGGGCGCUCCCACACUCCACCGCGUGCUCUACCACUACAACCAGCGCUACGAGAGCUUUGGGGAAUUCACCUGGAGGUGUGAGGAUGAGCUGGGACCAAGGAAAGCAGGCCUCAUCCUCUCCCAGCUGGAUGAACUCUCCCCAUGGUGUAAGGGUCUUCUUCAGGAGCCCAAGAUUGGCCUCCGCAGGAUGUCCCUCAAGUUCCUGUCCUGCCGUUACACCGACACCAAGGCCUUUGGGCUGAACUGGUCGGACAUGGGCCAGGACGUCCACAAAGCCUGUGACGAGCAGACGCUCACUGUCAUGUAUAACGACUACGGUGAGCCCAAGGAGCUGUAAGAUUACUCAAAAGCUUUAGUUUGGAUGUGCACAGGAUAUGGGAAACUUGUCUGAUCCAACAAAGAAAGAAAUAAAAUGCAGGUUUCACAUUUGUUUCUUUAAGCUAUAUGCAUUUAUGCUGUCAUGAGCAAAUGAUAAACAUAAUUUGAAAAACCAUAAGUGUAAUAAAAGGUCUCAUCAUAGCGUUCAGGUGGGAGAUGAUCUCUGAUGCCUGAUCAUCAUCUAAUAGGCUGUAGCUUUGAUAAUCCAUACAUCUUGCUGAAGUCCAUUCCUCUCUUGCAAUGAUUAUAAAAAAAUAACGCAAACUUCAAAAUAAGAGCCUUCUUGUUAAUUCCUUAUUUUUUUCUUUCUGUAACACUACGUAAUAAUAAUACAUACUUUUUUUUCUAUACGUGAAAAAUCCUAUGGACCAAGGCAAGUAAAACUGAAGUAAAACUUUACUUCAUUAAUCACAGGGUUGGUGGUUUAAUCCCCAACUCCUGUCAACAUGUUCAAAGUGUCCUUGCAGAGGACACUGAACCCCAAACUGAGAUUUUGUGUCGAUUGAUAAAUGAAAGGCAAAUUGUAAAGCACUUUAGAUGAAAUAUAACUGUGGCCAUUUUCAGUGAAGCAGCUGCAGGGUACAAGACAAAAAUGUUAACUUACCACUAAGGCUUCAGGCUUUUGCUAUAGUAAAGGUGUGUGUUUACAUUUUUUCACAGUGAAAUAUUGUAAGACAGGGAUGGACUGACUUAAAAACCAUGGCAAACCCAAAUGAAUCAAAAUAAUGAUUUUUUGCCAUGCCAAGGUUAGGGCUGGAUAUCGGUACUCGGUGCCAAGUGGUAUCUUAACCUCUCCAGUCAAACAAUACCUGCAUUCUGUUCUUUUUGUGCCGGCCGUCUGAUCCGAACCAUCCCAACUCUCCGCCACAUCAGCCUUCUCUCUAUUUCAGCCAUCUCGUUAGCCGCUAUCCUUACGGUGAACUAUCUACCCUGUAAGCAUGAGCUACACAGCCGCACCAGCAGCUUUACAUCCAAUUCUAUGUUGGCAAACAGUCCCAACAAACUUCAAAACUGAACCAGCUUAACUCUGUUGUUAAACCUGAUGUUGAAAAGUUGCGUGGUGCUAAUGGUUAGUUUGAUCACUGUUUGUGCAGCCAUGCAGCCUCGACUUUCCCUGGUACAGUGCUCACACUCAGCAGCAGCAGCAGCCUCAGUUUCUUUGGUCACCAGACAUCUCAACCCAAAUUCAACAAAAUAUCAAUGUCUAACAACACUAGUAGUCAGCCAGGUUGUUUUAAGAGAAUAAAAAGAGGUGUUUUGACGGUAUACCCCAGUGCUGUAAUUCUCCAGUGCUGUAAAUCUCUCUCUCUCUCUCUCUC
Molecule: messenger RNA, 5404 nt
Organism: Plectropomus leopardus (leopard coralgrouper)
Lineage: Eukaryota; Metazoa; Chordata; Actinopteri; Perciformes; Serranidae
Gene: astn1
Product: astrotactin 1
Biological process (GO): neuron migration; neuron cell-cell adhesion
Cellular component (GO): endosome; membrane
Molecular function (GO): protein binding
Source: RefSeq, a predicted model, not a curated record